Messenger RNA from Onthophagus taurus, 1604 nucleotides. Lineage: Eukaryota; Metazoa; Arthropoda; Insecta; Coleoptera; Scarabaeidae. The record is from RefSeq and is a predicted model, not a curated record.
UUUAACUAAUUUUCUUUUUUUUUCGUUUCCAGGUAUUCGUUAUUCGAUGGAUGUUUCUCGGGAUGAAGUGAAGGCCCUCUCCGCUUUGAUGACCUUCAAAUGUGCCUGCGUUGACGUUCCGUUCGGUGGAGCGAAGGCAGGCAUUAAAAUUAAUCCUAAGGAAUAUUCCGAUCACGAGUUGGAGAAAAUUACUAGGAGGUUUGCUUUAGAAUUGGCUAAAAAAGGAUUUAUUGGACCUGGUAUUGAUGUCCCAGCUCCCGAUAUGGGAACCGGCGAACGUGAAAUGUCUUGGAUCGCCGACACUUACGCUAAAACGAUAGGCUACAACGACAUCAAUGGACAUGCCUGCGUCACCGGAAAACCAAUUAACCAAGGUGGCAUCCACGGCCGCGUAUCAGCUACUGGACGAGGAGUUUUCCACGGAUUAGAAAACUUCAUUAAUGAAGCUAAUUACAUGAGCAUGAUCGGAACAACACCCGGAUGGGGUGGCAAAACCGUUAUUAUUCAAGGUUUUGGUAACGUCGGUCUGCACACCAUGAGAUAUCUUCACAGGGCUGGAGCUACUUGUGUGGGGAUCAUCGAACAUGAUGGAUCCAUUUUUAAUGCUGAAGGAAUCGAUCCAAAGGAUUUAGAAGAUUACAAAGUAGCAAAUGGAACGAUUGUUGGUUACCCCGGUGCUAAAGCUUACGAAGGAGAGGGUCUUCUUUAUGAGGAGUGUGAUAUCUUGGUUCCAGCUGCGAUUGAAAAGGUUAUUCAUAAAGAUAACGCGCAUAAAAUCCGUGCUAAAAUCAUAGCGGAAGCUGCUAAUGGUCCAACAACGCCCGCCGCCGAUCAAAUCUUAAUCGAAAAGAACAUCUUGGUCAUUCCCGAUUUGUACAUCAACGCUGGGGGUGUCACUGUGUCCUUCUUCGAAUGGCUGAAGAAUUUGAAUCAUGUCUCUUAUGGAAGAUUAACAUUCAAAUAUGAAAGAGAUUCCAAUUUCCAUUUAUUAGGUAAAUUAAAUUUAUUUAAACUAGUUUUAUAUUAUUAUUUUUUGAUAAUUUGUUUUUCAGAGUCUGUUCAAGAAUCUUUAGAACGUAGAUUUGGUCGUGUCGGCGGUCGCAUUCCGGUAACUCCAUCCGAGUCUUUCCAAAAGAGGAUUCACGGUGCCUCCGAAAAAGACAUUGUCCAUUCUGGUUUGGAUUACACGAUGGAGAGAUCGGCGAAAGCCAUCAUGAAGACGGCGAUGAAAUUCAAUUUGGGAUUGGAUUUGAGAACGGCCGCUUAUGUAAAUUCGAUCGAGAAGAUCUUUACCACUUAUAAUGAAGCCGGUCUUACUUUCUAAAUGGGGAACAUUUCGUCAAGAAAAUAAGAAUAAAAAAAUCUAUUCGUUUAAUAAUUUUAUUGAUUACAUAUUAAUUACUUUUACUCAAUUAUGUGGAAUUAAAAACAUAUUAAUUAUUUUCGGUCGUAAUGAUGAUGGCGAAGAUGAUGCAUUGAAUUUGUUUGCCUUUAUUUUUAACAGUAUUUACUUAAGUCGUUUUUAUCUAUGAUUCGAUUGAUUUUAUGAAAACGUAUGAGAUUGCGUUUGAUAUUUUAAAAUAAAAAAAAUUCUUCAACAAUUU